Molecule: messenger RNA, 2399 nt
Organism: Tinamus guttatus (white-throated tinamou)
Lineage: Eukaryota; Metazoa; Chordata; Aves; Tinamiformes; Tinamidae
Source: RefSeq, a predicted model, not a curated record
UUGUAGACUACUGUGCAUUGGAUAACCAAGGCUGCCAACAUGAAUGUGUUAACACUGAGGACUCCUACUACUGUAGAUGCCAUCCAGGGUUCAUUUUAAAUCCAGACAAAAGAACUUGCAGAAGACCAGAUUAUUGUUCUCUGCAAAACCAUGGUUGCGAACAGGAAUGUGUUAAUACAGACGAUUCCUAUUUUUGUCGAUGCCAAGAUGGAUUUACGCUUAAUCCAGAUAAGAAAACAUGCAAAAGAGUGGACCACUGUGCUGAAAGCAAUCAUGGCUGUGAGCAGUUGUGCCUAAAUACCGGUGACUCUUAUGUCUGUCAGUGCUCCGAAGGGUUUGUCAUCAAUGAGGACCUAAAAACCUGCACACGAGUUGACUAUUGUGCUCUGAGUGAUCAUGGCUGUGAACAUUUGUGUGUAAAUGGUGACAGAUCUUACACUUGUCAGUGUUUUGAAGGCUACAGGCUUCGUAAUGAUGGGAAAACAUGCAAACGUAAAAAUAUCUGCAAAUCAGUCAAUCAUGGCUGUGAACAUCUCUGUGUCAGUGCUAACAAUUCCUAUACCUGCAAGUGUCAUGAGGGAUUCACACUGAGAGAGGAUGGGAAGACAUGCAGAAAUAAAGAUAUUUGCAGUUCUGUUGACCAUGGCUGUGAACACAUUUGUGUGAACACUGAUGAGUCAUACAUCUGUCGAUGUUAUGAGGGGUAUGCACUGAGACAAGAUGGAAAAACAUGCAGAAAUAAAGAUGUUUGCAAUUCUGUUGAUCAUGGCUGUCAGCAUGUUUGUGUGAAUACUGAUAAUUCAUACAUUUGCCACUGCUAUGAGGGUUUCAUACUGAGGGAAGAUAAGAAAACAUGUAAAAAUAAAGACAUCUGCAAAUCAAUCAAUCAUGGCUGUGAACAUCUUUGUGUUAAUAAUGAUGAUUCAUACACUUGCCAAUGCCAUGAUGGAUUUGUUCUGAGGCGAGAUGGGAAAACGUGCCGAAGCAAGGAUAUUUGCGGAUCAGUCAACCAUGGCUGCGAACAUGCCUGUGUUAAUGCUGGUGAUUCGUUUGUUUGUAAGUGUCGGGAGGGUUUCCUGCUAAAAGAAGAUGGAAAAACAUGCAAAAAUAAAGAUCUUUGCAAAUCAGUCAACCAUGGGUGUGAGCAUGUUUGUGUUAAUACUGAUGAUUCAUAUAUCUGCAAAUGCCAUGAUGGAUUCCUACUGAGAGGAGAUGGGAAAACCUGCAAAAAUAAAGAUGUCUGCAACUCAAUUGACCAUGGCUGUGAACAUAUUUGUGUGAAUACUGAUGAUUCCUACAUCUGUAAGUGUCAUGAUGAAUUCAUACUGAAGGAAGAUGGGAAAACUUGCAGAAGUAAAAAUAUCUGCAAAACAUUCAACCAUGGUUGUGAACAUGUCUGUGUUCCAGCUGGUGAUUCAUACACUUGCCAGUGCCAUGAGGGAUUUAUUUUGAGGCAAGACAGGAAAACAUGCAGGAAUAAAGACCUGUGUAAAUCCAUUGACCAUGGCUGUGAACACGUGUGCGUUAAUACUAACAGUUCAUACAGUUGUCAGUGCCAUGAGGGCUUUGUCCUGAGACAAGAUGGAAAAACAUGUCGUAGUAAAGAUGUCUGCAAAUCAGUUGCCCAUGGCUGUGAACAUAUUUGCGUUAAUAAUGAUGAUUCAUACAUUUGUAAAUGCCAGGAGGGAUAUGUACUAAAAGAGGAUAAGAAAACCUGCAAAAGAUGCACUGAAGGCCCCAUUGACCUGGUGUUUGUGAUUGACGGAUCGAAAAGUCUUGGAGAGAACAAUUUUGAAAUUGUAAAACAGUUCGUCUCAGACGUCUUGGAUUCACUUGAGAUUUCACCCAAAGCUGCUCGGGUCGGUUUGCUUCAGUAUUCCACAGAAGUCCGCACAGAGUUUACAUUAAGGCAGUUCAGCUCAGUCAAAGACAUGAAGAAAGCUGUAUCUCAAAUGAAGUACAUGGAGAGAGGUUCCAUGACAGGACUGGCUCUGAAGCACAUGCUCGAGAGGAGCUUCACAGAAGCAGAAGGAGCCAGGCCGAUUUCAGCUGGCGUCCCUCGAGUCUCCGUCGUGUUCACAGAUGGACGAGCCCAAGAUGAAGUGUCUGAGUGGGCUACUAGAGCAAAGCAAAACGGUAUAAUUAUCUAUGCCGUUGGAAUAGGAAAAGCAAUUGAGGAAGAACUGCUGGAAAUUGCUUCUGAGCCAUCACAUCUUUUCUAUGCUGAGGAUUUCACGGCCAUGGAGGAGAUAAGUGAAAAGCUAAGAGUGCAGAUCUGUGAAGCAAAAGCUGCAAAAGAUAAAGACCAAUGCAAAUGUGAAAACCUUGUGACAUUCCAGAACUAUGCAACCACAGAAGUAAAAAAACUCACCCAGCGAUAUAUCCUUUCAGACUAAUUG